AAAUUUCCCCGAAAUUCACCACAAACAUCUACUCACCACCAUUUCUCCGUUGCCUCUGCACAUAACCUCAAAUUUUCCUAUUUUCAUACGUGUGCACUUUAUUCCGGGGAAAAAGUGUUUUCGCGAGAGAAUUUCCAGGAAAAAUGGUAGUGGAAACGGUGGAAAAAGGUGCAGAGGCUUCUGCGGAGGCACAAUCGAAGAAGGCUGCAAAGAAACAAGCCAAGGAUGCUGCAAAAGCAGCCAAAAAAGCCGAACAUAGAGCUGCAGCCGGUGCACAGGAGGACACCCAGGGGGAAUCUGAAGACUACUCUGCCGGUAAAUAUGGACAGCCGGCGAUGAUUCAAUCUGUGGAAAAGUUCCCCGAAAGAAUCUUUGUGCCAGUGACGAAACUAACGGAAUGGGUGGGAAAGGAUGCUGUCUGGGUGCGUGGGAGAGUUCAUACAUCCCGUCAGAAGGGGAAGCAGUGCUUCCUGAUUCUUCGACAACACAGCAGUACAGUACAGUGUGUUAUUGCUGUGAAUGAUGUAGUAUCAAAGCAGAUGGUGAAAUUCACCGGAAAUAUCCACAAGGAAAGUAUUGUGGACAUUAAGGCCAAAACAGUUUCAGUUUCUUCAAAAAUUGAAUCGUGCACUGAACAAUCAUUGGAAUUGUCUGUACUUGAGAUUUAUGUGGUUUCAGCGGCAAAAGCACAACUUCCGCUCCAAAUUGAGGAUGCUGCUCGACCAGAGAAUCCGGAUGAACCAGAAGGGCUGAAUAUUCGUGUGAAUCAGGACACAAGACUUGAUAAUCGUGUGCUGGACUUGAGAACUCCAGCCAAUCAGGCUAUCUUUCGCCUCGAGGCAGGUGUUUGUCGUCUCUUCCGUGACAUCCUCACAGCAAAGGGUUUCACUGAGAUUCACACACCGAAGAUUAUUUCAGCUGCCAGCGAGGGAGGUGCCAAUGUGUUUACAGUGAGCUACUUCAAGGAUUCUGCCUACUUGGCUCAAUCCCCGCAGUUGUACAAGCAAAUGGCAAUUGCUGCUGAUUUUGACAAAGUCUUCACUGUUGGUGCUGUCUUCCGUGCCGAAGAUUCCAACACGCAUCGUCAUUUGACGGAAUUCGUUGGUCUUGACUUGGAGAUGGCCUUCAAAUAUCACUAUCAUGAGGUUAUUGAGACAAUUGGGGCCACUUUUACGGCAAUGUUCCGUGGAUUGCGCGAUGAGUACGCCCAGGAGAUUGCAGCCGUCAAUCAGCAGUACAAGGUUGAACCCUUCCAGUUUCUCGAUCCACCGCUGAAGCUCAAUUUUGCCGAAGGUGUUGCCAUGUUGCGUGAGGCGGGUGUGGAGAUGGGUGAUGAGGAUGAUCUGUCGACACCGAGUGAGAAGCUCCUUGGGCGCCUCGUGAAGGCCAAAUAUGGCACUGAUUUCUACAUCCUCGAUAAAUAUCCACUUGCCGUGAGACCUUUCUACACCAUGCCCGAUCCCAAGAAUCCCGAAAUGUCAAAUUCCUACGAUAUGUUUAUGCGCGGUGAGGAGAUUCUCUCAGGAGCUCAGCGUAUUCACGAUCCCGAAUUCCUCACAGAGCGGGCAAAGCAUCACAAUAUUGACAUCAGUAAAAUUGCCGCCUACAUUGAAGCCUUUCGCUUUGGUUGCCCCCCGCAUGCUGGAGGGGGCAUUGGCAUGGAACGUGUGGUGAUGCUGUAUCUUGGGCUUGAUAAUAUCCGGAAGACAUCCAUGUUCCCACGUGACCCUAAGCGUGUGACGCCGUAAGGAGUGACAGGUGAUGAAUGCAGGCACCUGCCAUUUGAUCAUUUAUUCAUGACGCGUCUAUUGAUUUUUUUUUAUUUUGACAAAUCUUUUUUUUUGCGAACUUUUCUCCCAAGAAAAGACGUUUCAAAGAAGAAAGAAAAAUGUAGAGAGAAGAUUAAAUAAAGAAAAAUGUGAAAUUAUGCAUUUUAUAAAGAAGAAAA
Messenger RNA from Lutzomyia longipalpis, 1948 nucleotides. RefSeq names its product aspartate--tRNA ligase, cytoplasmic (gene AspRS). Lineage: Eukaryota; Metazoa; Arthropoda; Insecta; Diptera; Psychodidae. Gene Ontology annotation, biological process: aspartyl-tRNA aminoacylation. Gene Ontology annotation, cellular component: cytosol; cytoplasm; aminoacyl-tRNA synthetase multienzyme complex. The record is from RefSeq and is a predicted model, not a curated record. The transcript is spliced from 5 exons. The coding region runs from base 144 to 1748 and encodes 534 amino acids. Gene Ontology annotation, molecular function: RNA binding; aspartate-tRNA ligase activity; ATP binding.